UCCCCAGUCUCCCCUACUCCCUCCUUAAACCAGAUAACAGUUCGAUUGCAACACAUGAUUUAGGGCUUUGAAUGCAUUUGGAUAAUGCAUGGAAGUAAACGAUGCGUGGCGCUAUUAUCACACUUUUACUUCCCCUUGAGCAACAAACACCAUGAUUUAAAGGCAGAAGGUUACUCUCAGACAACCUGACACAAACACCACAGACUGACAGUCACUGACACUGACAGACAGACUGACAGACAGACAGACUGACAGACAGACAGACAUUUGAAGCUGUCGAGGGAACAAAAUGACGAAUCGAGAUGAGCUUUUAAAAUCUAUAUGGCACGCAUUCACAGCCCUGGACCUGGAUCAACGUGGAAAAGUUUCUAAAUCUCAGUUAAAGGUGCUGUCUCACAACCUGUGCACGGUGAUGAAGAUCCCUCAUGACCCUGUGGCUCUUGAAGAACAUUUCAAAGAUGAUGAUGAAGGACCUCUGUCAAACUAUGGCUACAUGCCUUAUCUCAACAGGUUCAUUCUGGACAAGGCACAGAGGGAUUUUGAUGUGAUGGAGUUCAACAAGAUGUGUUGGACUCUGUGUUACAAGAAAAAUAUCUGCACUAAACAUCUACUCAUCAUAGACGAUGAUGCUUUCAAAGUCUGGUGCAUUUUCAACUUCCUAUCGGAGCACAAAUACCCUCUGAUUAUCAUUUCUGAAGAGAUUGAGUACUUCCUGCAGAAGCUGACAGAGGCCAUGGGUAGUGGAUGGAGUAUGGAGAAGUUUGCAGUUUACAAGCAGCAGCUGCAUGGACAGAAAAACGGGCUGACUGCCUGGGAGAUUAUUGAACUGGUGGGGACGAGUUACUUCUGGCAAGUGAACCGCCAGACCCUGUCGAUGGGCAUCAAGGAGGUCUUCCAGGAACUCAUCCUGGAUGUGCUCAAGCAGGGAUACAUGAUAAAAAAGGGUCACAAAAGGAAGAACUGGACUGAGCGCUGGUUUGUCCUUCGACCCAACUCACUGUCCUACUACAUCUGUGAGGAUCUGGUGGAGCAGAAAGGAGAAAUCAGUCUGGACCAAAACUGCUGUGUGGAGUCUCUGCCAGAUAAAGAAGGGAAGAAAUGUCUGUUCAUCAUCAAGUGCUCCGAUAAAAGCUUUGAGAUCAGUGCAUCAGACAAAAAGAAGAAGCAGGAAUGGAUUCAAGCUAUCCAAACAUGCAUCCAGCAGCUGAGGCUGGGGCUGCUGUCCCCUCACCGCGAGGCUCGGCUGAGGCGCAGGGAGCUUCGUCAGAGGCAGCUGGUCGAGGAUGAGGACCUGACGGAGAAGAUGAAGCGGCUUCAGGCAGCCAAUGAGCACAAACAGAAGCAGCUGGAAGCGAUGAAGAAGAAAAUGGAAGAAGCUGCGGCCAAAGCUGCGGCCGAGGAGCACAGGAGGAAUAAGACUCAGUCCGACCUGCAGGAUCGCUACAAACUGGACCUGGAGAGAGAGAAGCUGGUGCGCCAGCAGAUGGAGGAGCAGGUGGCUCAGAAGUCCAGUGAGCUGGAGCAGUACCUGCAGCGCGUCCGCGAGCUGGAGGACAUGUACCACCAGCUGGAGGAGGCGUUAGAGGACGAGAGGCAGGCCAAGCAGGAUGAGGAGGCCAUGCACAAGCUGCAGGCCAGGCUGCUGGAGGAAGAGACAGCAAAGAGGGCAGAGCUGGAGCACAUCCACCUGCAGCAGCAGAGGGCGCUGUCUCAGACAAAGGCAGAGAAACAGGAGCUGGUGGCCAAGCAGCUGGCCAAGGAGAGAGACCUGCAGGCGGCCAUGAUGCAGCUGGAUCAGCUGGAGAGGGAGCGACAGGGAGCGUUGGAGCAGUACGAGGAAGUGUCAAAAAAGCGUGAGCGAGCAGCGAACAAGACAAAGACCUGGAAGGACAAAGUGGCUAAACACGAAGGGCUGGUGCGCCUCAUCCAGCCAGGUCACAAAGGACCUCAGAGGAUCACUAACUGGGGUCCUGCUUCAUUUACCGAUACUGAGCUGGAGCUGAAGAAGAAAUCAUGGCAGGAGCAGAAGAGGCAGAACGCUCAGGCUCAGUGAAGAAGACAGCUGGAUCACACGCUGAUGAGGAUGACUCUGACUGAAAUUUACUCUGGAGCCAAAACUGUCACAUUCAAGGCCUUGAAGACGUUUGAUAACAUGAACUAACUGAGCCACAAAAUAGCUGCCAAGAAUACUUUUACUGAUACGAUUUACUAUAACAUGAAAUGACGUUCCAGCACUAAAAGUUUGUUUUUUUUAAACUAGUAAAAUUACCUUUAGUCAAAGUUCACUUUACUGGCUGUUUCUGGAGAAUUGCCUUCAUCAUCUAUACAGUUUUAAGACACCUGAAGUGUCUCUGUGACCACUGAGCAAAAGAAAGGUUGAUGAUAAAUAUUUUUAACUAUUUUAAUAAGGUUAUUCCAUUUUUGGUUUUAUGUGCUUUGUUUGAUUUUCCUCAUUUUGUCAUGCUUUGUAGAGACAGUGUUAUUCAAACAGCGAGCUUUUUACUGACCGCAGAGUUUCACAGUAGAUAAUCUUUGACUGCUCAGUUUGUCGCUAACUGCAUAUGUUAGAGUCAUAACCUGGAUUCUGAAAGUUUUAAUAAACCUUUCUAUAUUUUUUGAACAUUGAUGUCUUUUUUCAUCAACAAUUCAAGAGUCAAUCCAUCAAUUAAUCAAGCUUUAUUUAUAUAGCACCUUUCAUACAAGUCAAAUGUGCUUUACAGUGAUUGAAAACAAGAAAUAAGCAGAAAUAAAAUUAUGGCAAGACAUAUUAAAAACAAAAAUGGAUUUUAAAAUAGAGACUAAAAUAGAGACGAAUACACUCUGUGACGACCCAGAGACCUCCCGCUUUGCCUGCAUGUCUUGUUUGUUUCAGUCUCCAUGUGUUCCUUAGGCUUGCAGGUAUCUGGAAAUGGCAUGUGGGUGGAGCUGGGAGGGGUAGUCUGAGUUACCUGCCCAGUUGGGCAGGGCCUUCAGAAUACACAAAAUGCCUGACUUUCUGAGCUCUUACUCUCUCUCAGCUGGGCCUGCUACUCCUUCCUCAUCCUGUCUUUCGUGGUUUGGAGCAUGCAUCACCACACAACACUUUCACUCGUCCACACAUUUCAGACAUGACUGAUUAUUCAUAUACUGAUAUAUCACAAGUUAUUUGAUUACUUUGGUUCUGAGAGUUGAAUAAAUAAUACUUUUGAAA
Molecule: messenger RNA, 3190 nt
Organism: Notolabrus celidotus (New Zealand spotty)
Lineage: Eukaryota; Metazoa; Chordata; Actinopteri; Labriformes; Labridae
Gene: swap70a
Product: switching B cell complex subunit SWAP70a
Exons: 12
Coding region: 290-2053 (587 amino acids)
Cellular component (GO): nucleus; cytoplasm
Source: RefSeq, a predicted model, not a curated record